Mizuhopecten yessoensis (Yesso scallop) is the source of this 4660-nucleotide messenger RNA. Its product is annotated as netrin-1-like. Gene Ontology annotation, molecular function: protein binding. NCBI's taxonomy places the organism in Eukaryota, Metazoa, Mollusca, Bivalvia, Pectinida, Pectinidae. The record is from RefSeq and is a predicted model, not a curated record. The coding region runs from base 728 to 2596 and encodes 622 amino acids. The transcript is spliced from 7 exons.
GAUUGGCAGGGUGGGCGGGGCCAGAUAACAAGAGAGGGUUUACGUUCACAGGUCUAGAAAGCGACCAAAGCUAUAUGGCGUAUAAUCCAAUUCGUGGUCUAAUUGCCCUGCGCAGUGCCGCUUGAUAGAGUGUUUCAUGACUUUCACAUCCACGGUGUUGGGAAUCUGACAUGGAAUCGUAUGUAGCAGACCGGUCUUAGACGGUUACUAUUGGUACAAGGUGAGAGGCCCUCCCCAGUCAUCAGCUUUGUAGCCACGGAAUAUAUACUCUGUCAGGGAGUGCAAAGUUAGCUCUACCAGCUUACACGGUAUUUUACUAAUUACAUCAGUGUGAGUUAUCAAACAAACUCGUGGAAUCAACAGAUAUAGUAUCGAUAACGUGGAUCGUAUAAUUGUGGAUUUCUCGGACACGGAAUCAUGACUCUGGGUAUCGCGGGAUCCCUUCCGCACGUGGCGGGAGUAUGAGAAGGUACCGACUGGUCAGUAGUCUGAAAUUGGGAUGUAACAGGGUAGCCCGUGUCGGGUACUGUGGACCACCACCUCUCAACAUGUGUAACUGGGGGUAGCUUCCCUACAGCCAUAGAGUAGUAAUACCUUUACUUUAUCGAAAAGUCGUAUUUAACAGAUAUAGUUAUGCUACCUCCAGAGAGCGAUUGUGAUUGGUAAAUAUCUAUAAAUUGUGAUUGGUAAAUAUCUAUAUAUUUAUAUAUAUGGAAUCUAGUUUGGAAUGAAAACCGAAAAGACUAAACUAUCGUUAAAAAUGUAUAGAUUAACUUUACUAUUGAGUUUUCUAAGUUCCCAUUUUAUAAUGGCCUCUCCCUCCUAUUUGAACAUGUUCCAACAACCUGCCAAUACGGACCCCUGUUACGACGAUCGCGGGGAACCCACCCGGUGUGUACCCGACUUCGUCAACGCGGCGUUCGCGAAGGAGGUUUACGCUUCAAGCACGUGCGGGGCCCCUGCAAGUCAGUACUGUAAGUCAACUCUUGGCAAAGACAAUGGGAUCAUUCGGAACUGUUUUAUAUGUGAUGCCAACCAUCCAAAGAGGCAGCACCCUGCGUCCUAUCUAACUGAUCUGAAUAAUCCCAACAAUGUAACGUGCUGGAUGUCUGAUACGUAUGUCCAGUAUCCUCAAAAUGUCACCCUCAAAUUAUCUUUAAACAAAAAAUAUGAAAUGACAUAUAUAAGUUUACAGUUUUGUUCAGCAAGGCCUGCAUCGAUGGCCAUUCAUAAAAGUAUGGAUUACGGCAGUACGUGGGUACCAUUCCAAUAUUAUUCAAACGCAUGUAAAAAGAUGUAUUCCAAAUCUCCUCGAGCUGUCAUAACCAAGGCUAAUGAACAGGACGCCCUGUGUACAGAAGCAUACAGUAAUAUCGAACCCCUGUCCGGGGCCAGAGUAGCCUUCAGCACCCUGGAGGGUCGACCAUCCGCCUAUGAUUUCGACAACAGCCCUAUCCUACAAGACUGGGUGACAGCCACUGACAUCAUGGUCGUCUUCAGUAAACUUAAUACAUUCGGGGAUGAGAGUUCGAAUGACGAGGCUGCGAGGAAGAGCUACUAUUACGCCCUGUCAGACUUCGCGGUCGGAGGAAGGUGUAAGUGCAACGGACAUGCCUCCAAAUGCAUCGAAAACCGAGAGGGUCGUCUAGAGUGUGAUUGUAAGCACAACACGGCAGGAUACGACUGCGAAAAAUGUAAGGCGUUCCACUCCGACCGUCCGUGGGCUCGGGCCAACAACAAGGAUGCUAACGAAUGUGUGGCUUGCAAUUGCAAUUUGCAUGCUCGGCGCUGCCGCUUUAACCGAGAGCUGUUUGAGCUUUCCGGCCAAAAGAGCGGUGGAGUAUGUCUGCGCUGUAAGCACAACACUGCGGGAAGGUUUUGCCACUAUUGUAAGCAGGGUUAUUACAGAGACCCUUCCAAGCACGUUACCCAUCGCAGGGCAUGCAAAGGUUGCGACUGUCACCCCGUCGGCGCUCUUGGACGAACUUGUAACCAAUCUACCGGACAGUGUCCUUGUAAGGAUGGUGUGACCGGUCUGACGUGUAACAGGUGCGCUAAAGGAUACCAACAGAGCAACUCCCCCAUCGCCCCGUGCAUAAGAACAGCCAACUCGACAUCGAACGAUUACAACAAAAAUAAGAUACCUGUUGCUCCGACCUCAAGACCCCGACCAGCCGUUUGUGGAAAAUGCAAAUCGAAAAACAAGAGAGUCAACGUUCGGAAAUAUUGCCGUCGCGACUUCGCUGUCCAUGCCAACAUUCUGUCCAGGGAGACUGUCGGAGAUAUGAUCAGAUUUACAGUCCACGUCAUCAGCAUAUACAAACCAGACCCCAAACAGAACAGACGAGGUGAAACGUACCUGUGGAUUCCCAAAAAGGACGUCAAAUGUAAAUGUCCAAAACUGCGUCUCAAUCGUCAGUAUCUUCUUAUUGGUAAACACCGGAGGAGAAACAAUCGUACCGGAUAUGACGUAGACCGGAAGACUAUCGUCAUCCGCUGGAAAGACAGGUGGCAGCGUCGUCUCCGAAGAUUUGUGAAACACCAACGGAAAGGCAAAUGUAGGUCAAACAGUUCGCUGAGGAAGAAGCGAAAUUAAAAACGAUGAAAUAGCAUAAAUAAGAACUUCAAUAAUUAUUGAAAACUGGAGUUUGAUCAAAUAAGAACGCAUUCGAACAAGGUGAUAUGUCACUCAGCGUUAUUUAACAUAGACUCAUGACACACUAUUCCAUACGGACAACAACAGUGUUGUAGCAUGGUUUCAUAACCAACUAAGUGUGACGGGUAUUAUAUUACACAAACUUUGAUAACGUUCAUAGAAAACUACCACCUGGAAAUUCGUACCUCGACAGAAAAAAACAGGUUGUGUUGUUAUAUUAGUUUAUACCAAGUGACCACCGACUUCCAUUGUGUCUUUUGGAGAAAAGUUAUAAAAGUCCUUUUUCUGCAUUAAGUACACAAAACAAAGGAUUCAUUCAGGCAUAUCUGGCAAAAUGCCUCCUAUGAAACCAGAAGGGAGUAAAGACGAGGCGGCAGUGAGGAUUAUUUUUAUGUGCGAACAUAUUACAGUUUGAAAACAUAGUAUAUUUUCAUACAUGUGUUUACAGGCACACUAUUUUCUAUAAGAUCGAUCCCAUUUGAAUUAUAAAAUGGAGAACUUGUCAAAACUGGUUCCGUUGUGAAAUUGUUGUCCAGUGUUAGACGACUCGUGUGUAUAUAAACACAGUGACAAAUGUUAAUGACGUCAUUCGGAUAUACUGUUGUGUUGUAACCGUCUUGGCAACUGUUCAUUGUUCCUUUGUAUACGUUACAUAUGUGUAUAGUAUUUGAGAUAUGUAUAUAGAUAAUUUAAUCGUUAUAUUUUAUUGUUCAUGAAAUCUGUUUAAAUAUUUCUGUUAUAUUAACGAUAUAAUAUUUGACUUGAAAGCUAUGGCAUUUCAGGAUAUAGAUUAUCUACAUAUAUGUACAUGGCAUCACCAUUACAAAUGUUUAGUCAUGUCGCCUGGACAUGCGUUUGAUAUUAUUUAACUAAGAUAUAUGCCAGUAAGAUAUGAAUCUAUAUUGGCAACCUUUACCAAAGCAGAUGUUCAUUGAAAUAUUAAAUCCCUAUUCGCACACACAACAUAAAGUCAAAUUUAGCAAUAUUGCCAUGUAUAUAAAUGGACAGAUUGCUUCGAUAGGGAAUUGUCAAAAUUGUGCGAGUCUUCAUUAAAUUAUUAAAGAGGAAAAGUUGGGGUGGUACAGGUCGCACAUCAGAUUGUAAUAAAAAUGUCAACUCCGUAGUUUAGGUGCUACUGAAUAUGAUCAAUACGUGAAUUCACAAGUUGGGGAGGUACAUGGCCUCUUGAUAUGGUUUAGACGUCAACUAACUAAUUUAGGCUCUAUUGAUAAUGAACCAACGUCAAACCAGUGCUGUACUGACUGUUGAGGUGCAUAAUUUACAUUGACUAAGUUGUUAUUUAGAUGUUUUGAAGAUGUACAUAAAUAUGUUGCUAUUCCUUUACACUGUUUACCCUACUGUUCAUCUGAUACGCUAACGACCAUAAAACACCACAAUAUAUGCUAUCUCAGAAAUCUUCGUGAGGAGGAGUAUAUGUAAAGGGCACUCGGACUUCCCAGUCUAUAUGUGCGGGCGCGCGACCCGUCUACAGUAUACAUGUUUGUGCCGGACGGUUGAACCGUCCGGAAUAUGUUUACGUGGGGUUCGACCCGUCCAGAUUACGUGUACCGGCGCACGACCUGUCUUAGAGCAUGUGUACUGGGCAUUCGACCCGUCCGGAGUGUUUGUGAGAGCUAGGACCGUUAAGAGUACGAAUACGGAGCGAGCACUCGGACAAUCCAGUGAUUUAGUACAGGGUUCUGGGCCCGUCCGGAGUGUUUGUAAGAGCUAGGACCGUUAAGAGUGCGAAUACGGAGCGAGCACUCUGACAAUCCAGUGAUUUAGUACAGGGUUCUGGACCCGUCCGGAGUGUUUGUACGAAGCAAUCGGACCGUCCAGAAUAUAUGUACCGGGCCCUCAAACCGAGAUGACCUAUGCCACGAAGUGAGUGGAUAUUUACACCAGGGUUUUAUCAGACGACAGUGUGAUAUAUUGGUUGUGCCCCUUGUCCAUAUAAUACAAUUUCAUGUAAAUCUUCAUCUAAAAUAAAACAAAAUAAUCUGC